Triplophysa rosa is the source of this 4817-nucleotide messenger RNA. RefSeq names its product cracd like a (gene cracdla). The record is from RefSeq and is a predicted model, not a curated record. Bases 101 to 3688 code for a protein of 1195 amino acids. NCBI's taxonomy places the organism in Eukaryota, Metazoa, Chordata, Actinopteri, Cypriniformes, Nemacheilidae. The transcript has 11 exons.
UUUUUUCCUACAAUGGGAGUCAAAGGGGACGAGAUCUGUGUGGUUAUAAGCAUUCUUCCAAAUAUCACAUUUUUAUACAGAUUUGGAACAACUCGAAGAAAUGAACUGCGCACACCUUGUGUUCUACGUCACGAUUUCUCUUGAUACGACGGUCAUGGUGUUUUGCUCCACUGGCUCGUUUAAAGUGCAAGUGUAUGACAGACAGAGAAUAACUUCACUUUCAACAUCUGUGCUGGUGAAGAUGGAUGUCUUGGAACCUUCGGGAGACCCAGAAGGGGGAGGUAGUGAUGACUUAACAGGGCGAAAGAAGCCUGGGUUAAAGUCCUUAAAGUCACGGCUGUUCGGGAAGAUAAAGAGAAAAGAUGAUGAUGGCAGCAUGAAGCAGACUCAGUCUGAAAGUGACAUCACAUUGGGUGCUAAAAACUCACAGCAUGAGCACUCCCAAGGCAUGCUGGGAUCCCGUGCAUUGUCACAUGAUAGCAUUUUCCUGGCAGAAGACUGUCAUUUAGACCCUGAGCCACCAAGAGGUCUGUCUCAUGAGAACAUUCAUGGGAAAAUUCAAGCACUACAGAUGAAACUCCAGAAGCAGAAGAUGCAUUUAGGUCCGCAGCCCCUGCUGUUGCCCAUUAAACGUCAUGAACACAUAGGUGCAGGUUCAGAGGAGGACGGGCUUCAUCGACUGUCCAUGAGCAUACCGAACAAGGUGUCGUCCCGGCCACUCUCCCCACGACCCAUUAGCCCAGUAUCUUCACCCAUCUCCCCAUUUGCCCCAAGCUCAGGAGUGGACUUAAGCAUUCCUCCCCAGCUCUCUUCCCUCCUCGACAACUCUGCUGCCCGUCACCGUAUGUCUAUUAAACCUAAGAACCAACGAGCAAGUGCCAAGAACAAGAGAACAGUCACCACGGCUGAAAACAGAGCACAAUCUGAGAGUAUGAACAACUUGGAACAUUCAUUGACUGACAGAGAGGAAGGAUUGCUAGCUAAAGAGUCUACCCAUAUUCGCUCAUAUUCCUCUAAGGUCUUACGCCCAGGGGACAAGCAAACUGCUACACAAAGGAAGAGCACCCCUCCAGUUUCACCUUUAAUGUCUCUACAGUGUCAUGAAGAAAGUAGACAAGUUUCAGCUGAAUCUGAGAAUGAGAGAAACCUCAUGUCCACAUCUCCUCAGAGCCCUGGCCUAACGGAGCCGAUUCCAGCUGAGACACCAAUCUCCACCACAAGACAAGAGGUUACAAAAGAAAGCAAAUGCCUUCCAAGAUCAGAUGAAGCCCAAGCUGCCAAACCUCCAAGCACAGUGCUGUCAAUUGACAGAAAAGGGAAAGGAGAUGUGUAUAGUUUCAGACUGCCUAGGAACAGCCAAAGCAGCCUUGUGUCAACUUUAGGGACACGUGUUGAGGCCACACAAAAAACAAGUAUUACCCAAGAUGAGAGGAAGUAUAAUGAUGUGGUAGUACAAAACAAAAUGGACACAUCAGGCAAAUGUAGUGUUCAGAAUGCAGGGAAUGUAGAAAAUCGCCAUUUCUCUACUCAAGCUCCAGCUAAUGUGAAUAGUGAAGUGAAUUUGAGACCAUCAUCUCUGAGAAGAAAUGCACCUUCUACAGAUAAAAAUUGUGAGUCAAAGAUCCUUCUGCCAGUCAUGACAGUGUCUACUGUCAGUCAGGAAGAACACAAGACAGAGUCCACAAAGUGGCAGAGACCACUAUCUGGAUCAUUCCACUUUACUGUCUCUUCAGACAAGAUUCAAGAGCGUCCAAGGACUGCAAGCUUUACUGGAGUAAUUGGACAGGCCAGACUGAGAAAAGAACCUCUGUCUCCUUCCAAACCACCUUUAACUUUCAACAUAAAGGGCCAACAAGCUGAGAAAUCAAAAACAGACUCAAGCUGUAACAUAUUACCGGAGUCGCAAAACGUAGGCAGAGCACCCAGCCAUCCAGUGAUACCAACAAAGUUUACCGAUCCAGCAACGAAUCACUCUCGAUCCCAGGAUAUUGAGGGCAAUCAGGACAACGGGAUGCACGAGCUUGGGGUAGAGGCUACAGAGGAAGAGGUACAGGAGGGAGUGGAGGAAGCAGAGGAGGCAGGAGAGAAUGUGACCGACAAUACUGAGGAAGGUAAAGAGAAAGACUCUUCAAAUGCAUUUGGAGUAAAGCUGCGUUCCACCUCUCUUUCACUAAAGUUCCGCCUGGACAAGGCACAGUCAGAUAUCAAAAUAAAUCAACAUAGUUCUGAGGUCUCCACGCUGUCUCCGCCCCUAGCCUUGUGGUCUAAUUUAACCAGUUUCGUGGAACGUGAGGACCAUCACACUAGCAUUGGCUUGAAACCCAAAGACCCUCCACUCCAAACCAAUGAGUCUUUCACAUCCAGUUGCUCACUCAAGGGUGUCUGUAAAGACAAGGAAAGACCUGCCCUACUUACACAGGCCGAACCUCCUCCGUCCUCAUCAGUACCCAGCAAAGCCACUAAGAAAGUACCUUUACUUCCUAAAGAAACUGCAGACUUGCCCCUAAAAGAGCCAAUUGCAGUCUCCUCUCAGGAGAAUGCAACAUCUACAACCUCUGAGUUAUCCUGGAUGGAGAUGGCAAGAGAGAAGACUAGAAGUCUACAACAGCUUUUUACUAGUAGACUGCCCGAGUUCCCUGGCUUGCAAACAACCACACGACCAACAACCUUGAACACAACACAACCACAAGCCCAAACAUCCACCUCCCAAGUUAAUGCAAGAACCACCCAAAACAUUACAAGCCAGCAGACGCAGCUUCAAUUGUGGCCUACAGACACGACUGCAAGAAAUAUGCCAUCUGCGCAGUCUUCAGAAAGAUCCACACAACAUAUGCAAACCAAUAGAACAAUGAGCCAACCUUCAGCCAUACAAACCUGUACAACCACCAGUCAAUCACAAGUUGACAGUACCAGAGAAGUCCUGUUUCAAUCCAAACCACAAAACAGUCAUUCAACACCAAAACCAACUCAGUCUUCAGUUACAAGCACAUCAAACACACAACCCACCACUCACACUAUACAUACAGCAAAACCAUUACAACCACAGACUCCACCCAUCCAACAGACAUCACCACUGCGUGUAGGACCCUUCCAAGCAUCACAUACCUUCACACAAUCUAUACAGUGUCCCACAACUUUUCCAGCUUACCCUUGCCUAUCAUCAAGCCCCAAAAUAACAUCCAACCUGAUGCCCCAACAAUCUGCCAAUACUGUCUCAAUGCAUCAACUCCAAAAUGAGGGCGGUGAGUCCUCCACAGCUGCAGGGAAAGCUGAUAGAAUAGUGGCUCAGGGGAAGGGCGCUGGAAUUGAGGAUGGUAAAUCAAUGUGGUCAGCAGGAUUGGGAAACAAGCCCCCACUGAUGCAACGAUGGGAAAACCAAUCUACUUCGGCAACCAAGGCAGGUGAGCAGAAAGACACACCAGAGUCCCAAGCCACAGCUCAGUCAACAGCUCCUCUCAGACCUAUCUCAAAGGUCUCAGGAACAGACAAAGGCAUAGACCUUAAUGCUUCAGUUUCGUCUGUCACUAUGAAGACAGGAGACAGAGAGGAUAAAUGCCAGAAGAAACCAGUGCUACCUUCAUCAUCACCAUCAUCUCCUCUGCAGUUCGUUCGUAACAGUGGCCAGCCAUCAUGGAUGGAACUGGCCAAACGGAAGUCACUGGCAUGGAGUGAUAAGACUAUGGACUAAAAUAAAACAGUGCUCAACAGUAGACAGGGAGAGCUCAACAGUAGAAAUAUUGAAAGGAUGCUGAGACUGUUUAUAAGAUUGGAAAGCAUUUUCAUGUUAAAGCAUCUAAUGAAGACCCAUGUCAAAACUGUCAUCUAUUUGUAAGUCAAACUGAACUGCGGUAGAGAGUGAUCCAGUGUGAUUUGGAAAUGAAGCACUAUUGUAAAUGUUGUUAACGACCGCAUAUUCAUCAGACAGUCUCUGUAAAACAGUGUAGGUACCAACAUUAUGGCACUGAAACAUAAAUAAAGUUUUAUGGUUAAAGGGAUAUUUCAAAGGCAAAACAAAAUUUCCAUGUUUUACUCACCCUCAAGGCAUCCUGACUGAAUGUGACUUUAUUCUUGAAGAAUAAUGCAGUGUUAUAAUACCACGUAUCAUUUUUCUUCCAAGCGGUAGAAUGGGAGUGAAUGGGGGCAAUUUUUUGAAUCUCCAAAAAGUGCAUCCAUUGAUCCAUCCAUCUUCAAGAGGAAAGUCAUAUUCAGUCAGGAUGCCUUGAGGGUGAGUAACACAUGGGGAAUUUUGUUUUGCUGGUGAAAUAAAGAGUAGCUGGUAGUGCUUGCAUGAACGUAUCUCACAAACACACCACAGAGUGGCACAACAGAACACAGUUGUGUGAAAGUAAACCAGAGGAGAAAAGGAAGGGGAAGAACCAAAUUGAGGUUGUGACUCAAAUAAAAGCACCUGAGUGAGAUCUCAGGAAUACAAUAAGAUUCUUAUCCACUUACAUUAGUGCAUUUUCAUCAUUUCUGAUGUUCACCACUUUGUAUCAUUGCUUUUACUAUGUUAAAAUAUGAAGUAAUUAUUCAACUACGAUUUAUUUCCCUUUCCAAUUACACAUUUUAUUUAUUCUAUUAUUGGAAUGUUAUUGUAUUUCACAAUAAAGAUGCAUUCAAUGACUUUGAGCUUGCUUUUGGAAAUAGAAUCUCCAUCUUUCAACAUCUGUGACCAAUAAGUUGUAUUACCAAAACCCUUAAAUUGGUAUUGUUUAGUAAUUGGUUAACAAUACCAAUAAAUAAACAAUAACAAUUUAAAAUGCAAAAAAACCACUAUCAGAAUAUACAGUAAUCAAGCUCACCUUGUUGCAUUUCUC